This is a messenger RNA of Phycomyces blakesleeanus NRRL 1555(-), 630 nucleotides long. RefSeq names its product C2H2-type zinc finger transcription factor. The coding region runs from base 1 to 630 and encodes 209 amino acids. NCBI's taxonomy places the organism in Eukaryota, Fungi, Mucoromycota, Mucoromycetes, Mucorales, Phycomycetaceae. The record is from RefSeq and is a predicted model, not a curated record. The transcript has 5 exons.
AUGUUUUCACCUUCUCACCUACCCACCGGUCAGUACUAUUGUGUACAGCCUUUAUCCACCCUUAGUGUUUCAAACCAAGAGUGGCUUGAUUACGGGUAUCUUGAUGGAGACAGCACACGCCAGCCAACAUACCCUUUCCAAAAAUAUGAGUCCCGUACACAGCAAAACAGCUCCUAUGUCCUAUCUAGGGAGCAAUGGAAGAAUGAUAUACUAGAAAUAUUAGCUGUUCCCAUCUUCGGUGAUAAUAUAGAGACGUAUUUUCAGGGUUCUUCAUCGUUGCCACCGCUUGGUCCAACUUCCCCAGGAUCUUCUCAAGGCCACUAUGAAAGUGAUUAUGAUCAUCAGCCUGAAACACCCCAGCAACACGUACAAUACGAUCCAACUGAUAUUGUUAUUAUACAUUAUGAUCCUCAUAAUCCAUCGCGGCAAAACAUCAAAACUUCGAGUCCAAGCUCUACAAAUAUGUACAGAUGCACUGUGUGUCCGUAUGAAACGGAUAAGAAAUUUAAUUUUGCUAGACAUUUGGAAACCCACUCGGACGUCAAGAUUUUGUUUUGCUGCCCUAAAUGCCCAAACACAUACUCUACCAAACACAACCUUCAAAGACAUACCGACCAACGCAGAUGUUAA